UCGCGCUGCGGGGGGUGAUGCGCUUCCUCCGCCAGUGACCGGGCGCCGACGCCUCUGCUCUCCGCAGUCCCCACCAUGAGCCACGCUGUGCCUCCUCCCGUUUUCCUGUCGGCCGAAGAAGUGGAGAAGCAUUUCCCCGCCACCAGCCGGCUCAUCCCCGCUCUGGCCACGGCCCUGGCCAACUUCUCCCGCGGCGCCGAGGGAGGCGUCGUGCAGCCGGUGCGCACCGUGGUGCCGAUCCAGAAGUACAGCGGCUUUUUAGGGAUCAUGCCUGCCUACAGCGCCAAAGAUGACGCUUUGACAACCAAGCUGGUGACCUUUUAUGAGCACACGGCGGAUCCUGCAGUUCCUUCCCAUCAAGCAACAGUGCUCCUGUUUGAGCCAAGCAACGGCACUCUCAAAGCUGUCAUGGAUGGUAGCGUCAUAACAGCCAAGCGGACGGCGGCUGUUUCUGCGAUAGCCACCAAGUUCUUAAUGCCGGAGGAUUCUGAAGUGCUGUGUAUCCUAGGAGCUGGUGCUCAAGCCUACAGCCACUACGAGAUUUUCACAGAGAUGUUCUCGUUUAAGGAGGUGAAGAUCUGGAAUCGGACCAAGGAGAAGGCAGAGAAGUUUGCUCGCUCAGUUCAUGGGCCGGUCCAAGUCUGCUCUUCUGCUCAGGAGGCUGUCACUGGGGCGGACGUGAUUGUAACAGUCACAAUGGCAACAAAGCCAAUUUUGCAUGGAGAAUGGGUGAAGCCCGGGGCCCAUAUCAACGCCGUUGGAGCAAGCAGGCCUGACUGGCGGGAGCUGGACGAUGAUGCGAUGAGGAACUCUGUGUUGUACGUCGAUUCGAGAGACGCUGCUAUCCGUGAAUCGGGAGAUGUCAUUUUAUCGGGGGCAAAGAUUUAUGCAGAGCUAGGUGAGGUGGUGCUGGGAACAAAACCAGCUUUGCGUGAGGAAACCACUGUGUUCAAGUCCCUGGGAAUGGCGAUUGAAGACACAGUCCCGGCGAAAAUGAUAUUUGAUUCCUGGUCGGCUGGCAGCUAAAAUGAAGAUCUUCCAAUAAUCCAAGCACCAAAACAAUAUUGUGAAUGAAGUAGCAUUUAGGGUUGUAUUCCCACUUAUAGCAGGAGCUGUUUUUAAAAAAAUAAAAACGAUAACAUUACA
Lacerta agilis (Sand lizard) is the source of this 1146-nucleotide messenger RNA. RefSeq names its product crystallin mu (gene CRYM). The transcript is spliced from 8 exons. Lineage: Eukaryota; Metazoa; Chordata; Lepidosauria; Squamata; Lacertidae. The record is from RefSeq and is a predicted model, not a curated record. Gene Ontology annotation, cellular component: cytoplasm. Gene Ontology annotation, molecular function: thyroid hormone binding. The coding region runs from base 76 to 1026 and encodes 316 amino acids. Gene Ontology annotation, biological process: thyroid hormone metabolic process.